UAUUUACAAGUGUAGCUUCAUCUCUUCCGUGAUACACGUGUUUGUUUAGUUGUUUUUUUGUCUGUACAUGAUAACUGUACCCGAGGUGUUAAGCCAUGCAAUAGAUGUCUGAAUGCCAGUUUUAAGUAUGGAUUAUUUACUUCCAACAUUGAUCGUGCUGUAUUGGACAAUAUCAAUUGCUCAUGGACAUAAACAAAAAAGUUGUUCUUCCGAGAAAAGAUGCAAAUGCAUUCAACUUGCUGAUCAAACCUGGAAAGCUAUUUGCUCGGGUUUAGCCCUAUAUCAAUUCCCAACAUUCCAAGAAGAUGUUUCGGAGAUAAACCUCAACAAUAAUUCCAUUCGUCAUUGGAAUGCGACUCGCCAAUUUCCAUUCUACCUCCGAGAGCUUUCGAUGCAGAAAAACACCUUAUUCUUCUAUGGUAUUUCAGAUCUUUCUUUCAUUAAAGAUCUUGUCAAUCUUAGAGUUUUGGACGUUUCCGAUAAUGUGGAUUAUGAACGGGACAUGGGAUACCCUGCAAAAGACUUUCGGCUUCUAAAAGAUCUGACAGCACUGUACAUUGAUGGACUAAGGCUUGGAAAUUUCAAUGCCAACGAAUGGAAUUUAACUAGUUUAACCAAUCUUACCAUUGUUGACCAUUGCUUCUUUGUUAGACUCGACGAAGGUUUUUUCAGCGGGUUGCAAAAUCUAGAAUAUUUGGUGAUUAAUGGUUGUCCCUUGUUAAAGACAAUCGACGAGGGCGUGUUUAGUUGGCUCCCCUUUUUGCAUACCUUGGACUUAUCCUUCAAUGAACACCUGAAGUUCGCUCCCUUUAAAAACGUGUCUCUCGAUUUGCAAUCUACCAAAAUUCAAAUUCUGAAGGCCAAGAAAGUGCAUUGUACUUUUGGUAUAGGAAAUCUCUUGCGAAGAGAUCAUAUUAUAAACUUUCAGAACACCUCUAUCACUGAAUUGGACUUGUCAAGCAAUCGUAUAGAGAUGAUGGAGAAGGAUGUUCCCAAAUAUCUACCUUCUAAUCUUACAAUACUAAACGUGUCGGACAAUCAGUUUACCUGGGGACUGUACAUGUUAUCUUACACGUUUCUGAGAAAUCUUCGAAUCGCAGAUGUCAGUUUACAGUAUUCCUACAGUUUUAAAAAUAUAAAUGAGAUGGGCUGUGAAAAUUCUUUAGACUGUGGCGACACGACGUCCGAAUCGUUAUUAUUUUCUGAAGAUGCCUCAAACCACCACCAAGCAUCCUUAUCCAGAAAAAUUAAUAUUUCUGUGUAUGUACCCUGCAAACUCGAAAAGAUAUUUUUUCAUUCAAGCAAGUUUUAUUUCAACAUAGGAGAAGUUCAUGUCAGGCAUAAUCAUAUCAAGGAAUAUCAUGUGAAGAACAAUUUUUUCUACAGUUUAAUUGGGCCUAUGUAUGGAAUGGAAUAUGCAGAGUAUGUAGAUUUCUCUAGAAAUUUCGUGAAAAACAUCUCUAAAUCUUUCUUUGACACUUUUCCAAAUCUUACGUAUUUAGAUUUGAGUAAAAAUUUAUUAGGAAACUGUUUAAACGAGAACGUUCAAUAUGACCACUUUAAGUCCCUACAAAAACUCGUAGAAAUAAGACUUUCAUCGAACGAAAUAUCAACGCUUCCGAGCAAACUACUUUCAAAUGCUGUCUCUUUGGAGAUAUUGGACUUAAGCUACAACCUGAUAUCAAAUUUUACUUUCACAUUAAGCGUCAAGAGUCCACUAAAAAUUCUCGAUCUAUCGAACAACCGACUGCGGGAAAUUUCUCGGGAAAAUAUCAACAGUCUGGAGGACAAACACAGGCGCUUCAACCUAACAUUGGAUCUCUCGGGCAAUCUGCUAGACUGUACCUGUGACACAAUUCCUUUCAUACAUUGGAUCAGAGAUUCGGAAAUAAAUUUCCCAAAUAAAAACUCUUAUCAGUGCAAAAUGUCUCACAACAGAAAGCGUACUUUCAGCGAACUAACCAGUAUAUUGAAUGAACUUGGAAAUGAAUGCUCCUCCAACGCAGCGUCGAUGACAAUCGGGAUAACGAUGACCGUGAUGGCAGUUAUAAUCGUCGGUAUAACCACCCUACUUUAUAGAUUUCGAUGGACUAUUCGAUAUUUUUUCUAUCUUACCAAAUGGGAAUUUCAAGAAAUUAUCAGCCCAAAGGAACAGAAAAGACAGAAAGAUUUCGAAUACUCUGCUUUUGUGACGUACUCGGAGAACGAUUCGAACUUCGCAGAAAUUGAGAUGGUGCAUCACUUAGAGGAAGAAGGGACACUCAAAAUCUGCUUACCAAAUCGAGACUUUAGCCCAAAUGUUCGUACUUAUGGCAGCAUAACCCGUGCUAUUCACAAUAGCAAGAAAAUAAUCUGUAUCGUUACAGAUGCGUUUCUUGAAGACAGAUGGUGUAUGUACCAGUUACAGAUGGCCGAAGAGGACAGGGUACAUCGGGAAGACAGCGACUGCAUCGUUUUCAUUUUCUUUUCACCUCCAUCGGAAGAAGAUAUGAGAGGAGUUGACCGAUCUCUCUUUCUUGUAUCACUCAUUGAGCAGAGAUCGUAUGCGCUAUUUCCAAAAAUUGAAGCGGAGCGCGCCCUAUUCUGGCAAAAGUUGGUUGAUGUUCUUAAAUGACAGUAACUUAUCCCUGAAGUGUAAACUAUUGCAACUUAUUGUUUUCCCUUUACUUACGCUGCAAUGGUUAAAAGACGUACGAAGCACAGACUUAUUGAUAACAAACCCUUACACACCUCCUAAUGACCAUAAAAAUGAAAUAUAUUAUGAUGUAUAUGGCUAAUGAAAUUUAAUGUUUUGAUUAAAUGUACAUGUAUGCAUAGUGCAAUUAUUUGUUGAAGAUACUAUCGAUUUGUUUUCUUUACCAGCGGCAAAUUGAAUCUUUCAGAAGAAUCAGCUUUAUUAGUUAAUAUAUAGUUUAUUAGUGUAUGAGACAUAU
Messenger RNA from Magallana angulata, 2933 nucleotides. Its product is annotated as toll-like receptor 4. Gene Ontology annotation, cellular component: membrane. The record is from RefSeq and is a predicted model, not a curated record. Bases 113 to 2614 code for a protein of 833 amino acids. Gene Ontology annotation, molecular function: protein binding; transmembrane signaling receptor activity. Lineage: Eukaryota; Metazoa; Mollusca; Bivalvia; Ostreida; Ostreidae. Gene Ontology annotation, biological process: toll-like receptor signaling pathway; immune response. The transcript has 2 exons.